Messenger RNA from Caenorhabditis remanei, 2223 nucleotides. RefSeq lists its product as uncharacterized. The coding region runs from base 1 to 2223 and encodes 740 amino acids. Lineage: Eukaryota; Metazoa; Nematoda; Chromadorea; Rhabditida; Rhabditidae. The transcript has 9 exons. The record is from RefSeq and is a predicted model, not a curated record.
AUGGCAAAGGUAAAAGAAGAAGAACUUCCGCUCGAUGCCACUCCCACCCGUAUCAAAUACAGUAAACGGUCGGGACGACGAAUGAGAAAAAAGAUGGCGAUUGAGCGAGAGAGAUUGGAGAAGAAGAGACAGUAUUUGGAAUGGAAGACAAAAGAGAUAGAAUCACGGAAAUCAGGAAAUACGGUUACGAUUGGGACAGAUUUGUUGAAAAGAAUCAGAUUUCCAAGUGAAAGUGUGGAUGGAUACGUUCGAACGGAUAAGCCGAAAAAGAAGAAAACUGUUAAACCGAAUAGUUGUGAUAAACCGAUAAAGAAGAAGAAAAAAAGAGACGACAAGGGUCGAAAAUCUCAUCAAGGAGAUUCACGAGCAGUCAACACAGGCGGUCCAACUGGAAAUCAAUCCCAAAAUACUCCAUUCCAACAGGCGCCAGCACUCAACGGUGGUGGUGGAGGCAGUGGAAUGAAUGUGGGAUCGGCUGGAUUCGGUGGUGGACAGGGUGGUGGAUAUGGUGGUGGUGGACCCCAAUUCGGAAAUGGAAAUCCGAUGGAGUCACUCUCAUUCCAAGGCAAUCCGCAAUUCAAUGAGCAAAGUGUUUCGGAAGUUAUGCAGGCAAUGCAGGUUCUCGCCAAUCACAACAUCUUACGGCUGGGUUUCGGUGUCGGCGUCGCGGCGAUGGCUCAAUCGCGUACCGGACAGGAAUCUCAGAUGACAGCGAAUCACGGAUCGGCUGGCUUCGGUGAUGGAUACGGUGGCGGUGUGCAGGGUGGUGAGGGAGGAAGACCACAAGGAGAUCAGUUUUCUUGGCUGGUUGAUAUGAAGAAGGUAAAAGAAGAAGAACGUCCGGUCAAACUCACUGCCGAUGGCAGAAGAUACAUAAAUCUGGUAAAACGGAAGGAAAAGAAACAGAAAGAAGGGAAACAAGCGAAAAAUUGUGAUCAACCGAAGAAAAAGAAGAGAAAAGUGGACAAAGAAGGUCAAAAAUCUCAUCAAGGAGAUUUAGGAGCAACCAACACAGGCGGUCCAAUCGGAAAUCAAUCCCAAAAUACUCCACUCCAACAGGCGCCAGCAGUCAACGGUAUUGGUGGAGGAGAAGGUGGAAUGAAUGUGGGAUCGGCUGGAUUCGGCGGUGGACAGGGUGGUGGAUAUGGUGGUGGAGGACCACAGUUCGGAAAUGGAAAUCCGAUGGAGUCACUCUCAUUCCAAGGCAAUCCGCAAUUCAAUGAGCAAAGUGUUUCGGAAGUGAUGCAGGCAAUGCAGGUUGGUUUUGGUCUCGGCGUCGCGGCGAUGGCUCAAAUGCGUACCAGACAAGAAUCUCAGAUGACAGCGAAUCAAGGAUCGGCUGGUUUCGGUGAUGGAUACGGUGGCGGUGUGCAGGGUGGUGGACCACAAGGAGAUCAGUGGCAACUUGUGAUGGCGAAGGUAAAAGAAGAAGAAGAAAAAGCACCCGAAACCACUCCCACCAGAAAAAGAAAUAGGAAAUCUGCGAAAAAACGAUGGCGAAAAAAGAUGGCGGUUGAGAGGGCUCGAUUGGAAAAGAAGGAAAAGAAGAGACAGGACUUGGAAUGGAAGACAAAGGAGAUAGAAUCACGGAAACCGGGAAAUACGGUUACGAUUGGAACAGAUUUGUUGAAAAGAAUCAGAUUUCCAAGGGAAAGUGUGGAUGGAGAAGUUCGAACGGAUAAGCCGAAAAAGAAGAAAACUGUUAAACCGAAUAGUUGUGAUAAACCGAUAAAGAAGAAGAAAAAAAGAGACGACAAGGGUCGAAAAUCUCAUCAAAGAGAUUCGCCAGCAGUCAACGGAGGCGGUCCAAUCGGAAAUCAAUCCCAAAAUGCGCCAUUCCAACAGGCGCCAGCGUUCAACGGUGGUGGUGGAGGAGGGGGAAUGAAUGCGGGAGCUGCUGGAUUCGGCGGUGGACAGGGAUGUGGAUAUGGUAGUGGUGGACCACCGUUUGGAAAUGGAAAUCCGAUGGAGUCAUUCCCAUUCCAAGGCAAUCCGCAAUUCAAUGAGCAAAGUGUUUCGGAAGUGAUGCAGGCAAUGCAGGUGGUUUUCGGACUCGGUGUGGCGGCGAUGGCUCAAAUGCGUACCGGACAAGAAUCUGAGAUGACAGCGAAUCACGGAUCGGCUGGCUUCGGUGAUGGAUACGGUGGCGGUCUGCAGGGUGGAGGACCACAAGGAGAUCAGGUUAAACGACUACUUGAUAUAUAUGUCAAUAAUUUUGCCUAA